UUCCCGAUUAUUUUCCUGGCUCCUACCCUAUGCCUCUCUACCUUUUAAGCUAUAAAUACACCUACUAAGUAGAAGAGGAAAUCAUCAAAUACUACUAUACACAAAAAAUAACGCAAGUUACUAAGUUUAAUUCCGUCAUGUCUUCCUCGACAGAAUCAAACAUGGCCCUGGCCAAGACCAUAAUAUCGACAGUAGGUUCUAUUGCUGCAACGGCCAUGGUUGUCCGUUCAGUAAUGCAUGAAAUUCUCCCAUCAGAUUUCCAAGAUUAUAUCUCUAUUGGCCUCAGGAAUUUUUUCAACAGAUUCUCAAAUCAUCAAACUAUGGUGAUUGAUGAAUUUGAUGGCCUAGACGUAGACGGAGUUUACGAAGCUGCCCAAAUUUACUUAGGCUCCAAACUCUCCCCAACAAACACUCAUCGCUUCAAAAUUAGCAAACCAGCGAAGGAGAAAAAUUUCAAUGUCAGCAUGGAACGCAAUGAAGAAGUAAUUGACUUUUACAACGGCCAAAAGUACACGUGGGUUUGGGUUUGUGAAGGAUCAUCAUCAAGAAGAUCGAUAUACAAUCCACGUGACAUGAACUCCACCCUAAGAUCCGAGAUUAGAUCUUUUGAACUCACGUUUCAUCGUAAAAACAGGGAAUUUGUCCUAGACACUUAUUUACCCUACAUUAUCGACGAGGCAAAAUUGCUAAAACAUGAAAAAAGGACACUCAAGAUUCACACUGUGGAUCAUGACAUGAUCCAUGAUCUAAGUGAAGUAUGGAUGCCGGUGAAUCUUGAUCAUCCUGCUACGUUUCAGACAUUAGCAAUGGAUGUGGAACAAAAGGAAAGGAUUGUGAAGGAUUUGGACAGGUUUGUGAAGAGGAAAGAGUAUUAUAGGGAAAUUGGGAAAGCGUGGAAAAGAGGGUAUUUGUUGUAUGGUCCACCAGGUACUGGUAAAUCUAGCUUGAUUGCAGCUAUGGCUAAUUACUUGAAUUUUGAUAUAUAUGACUUGGAGUUGACUGAGGUGAAGAAGAAUUCGGAUUUACGCGGCUUGUUGUUGGCUACUGCUAAUAAUUCUAUUUUGGUGGUGGAGGAUAUUGAUUGUUCUGUUGAUUUGCAAGAUAAAUUGGGCAACAGAGAGGCUGCUAAUUCAUCUUCAAAUAAUUCUCGUGAUGAGGAAGAAAGCAAGAUAACAUUGUCUGGAUUACUGAAUUUCAUUGAUGGUUUAUGGUCAAGUUGCGGGGAUCAAAAGAUAAUAAUUUUCACAACAAAUCACAUUGAAAAGCUCGACCCUGCAUUGUUGAGGCCAGGUCGCAUGGACAUGCACAUUCAUAUGGCAUAUUGUACUCCUUGCGGAUUCAAGCUUCUUGCUGCUAAUUAUCUUGGUAUUAAAGAACAUAAACUGUUUGAAGAAACUGAAGAGUUGAUUGGAAAGACGGCGGUGACACCGGCGGAGGUGGCUGAGCAGCUGAUGAAGGAAGAUGAAGUUGAUAUUUCACUUAAUGGCUUGAUUGAAUUUCUUAACAGCAAGAUGAAAGAACAAGAAGAGGCUAAGGCUAAAGUGGAUGACAAUAAGGAGGAAAAGGGUUGAAAGGUUAUGGAUCAACAUUUUAGUUAGUGCAAAUAGGGUGUAUAAAGUUUGAGAUUUUUUUUUUUAUUUUCUAUAAUAAUUUCAGAGAAGUCUAGCAUGUUUGUUAAAGAAACAUAUAUUUCUGUCCUGCAUAAGUUUUAAUCAAAGUCAAUUACAUAUUCUUUUCAUCUCAGAUUGACUAGUUUUGAUUUGAUUGCUUGUCUAUCUCCUCUUGAGGUGA
Nicotiana tabacum (common tobacco) is the source of this 1791-nucleotide messenger RNA. Its product is annotated as AAA-ATPase At3g50940-like. Gene Ontology annotation, molecular function: ATP binding; ATP hydrolysis activity. Lineage: Eukaryota; Viridiplantae; Streptophyta; Magnoliopsida; Solanales; Solanaceae. The record is from RefSeq and is a predicted model, not a curated record.